GUGUGCGCAUGCGAAUGGCAAAUGUAACUUGUGCCUUUGCAAGAGUGCAGUGAAAAAAAAAAAAUAAAAUAUUGCAUUGAACAAGCUUAAAAAUGGCCGUGUGAAAUGGCAGCACGACGAUCAGUGUUGACGAACCCUGAAUCCCUAGCAGGGACAGUAAAUACCGAUCCAUUAAGAGAACUUUUUGAAGCCUGUAAAACUGGUGAUUUAGCAAGGGUGAAAAAAUUAGUGACUCCGAAAACGGUCAAUGCUCGUGAUACUGCAGGUCGGAAAUCAACUCCACUUCACUUUGCAGCUGGUUACGGUAGACGAGACGUGGUUGAAUUUUUACUUCUAGCUGGUGCAUCGAUACAGGCUCGUGACGAUGGAGGACUUCAUCCUUUACAUAAUGCCUGUUCCUUUGGUCACUAUGACGUUGUAAGACUUUUAUUAGAAGCAGGAGCCAAUCCAAAUACACGUGACAAUUGGAAUUAUACACCAUUACACGAGGCAGCUAUUAAGGGUAAAAUUGACGUUUGUAUUGCACUACUGCAACACGGAGCGGAUUCGAAUAUUAGAAAUACGGAAGGAAAAACAGCUCUGGAUUUAGCGGAUAUAGCGACGAAGCCAGUAUUGACGGGAGAAUACAAAAAAGAUGAACUAUUAGAAGCAGCUAGAUCGGGUAAUGAAGAACGUCUCUUACAACUUUUAAAUCCUUUGAAUGUUAAUUGUCACGCGAGUGACGGACGUCGAUCAACUCCUCUACAUUUAGCCGCAGGUUACAAUCGGUCCAGGGUCGUUCAAAUUUUACUGCAAAACGGAGCUGACGUUCACGCAAAAGAUAAAGGAGGACUAGUGCCACUUCACAACGCUUGUUCGUAUGGUCAUUUCGACGUGACCGAGGCGUUGUUGAAGCACGGAGCAGCAGUUAACGCCAGUGAUUUGUGGGCCUUUACUCCAUUACACGAAGCAGCAAGUAAAUCAAGAGCGGAGGUUUGUUCUCUUCUCUUGAGUGAAGGCGCCGAUCCGACGCAAUUAAAUUGUCACAGUAAAAGUGCUAUCGACGUUGCUCCAACCCUGGAGCUGCAAGAGAGAUUAGCUUACGAAUAUAAAGGCCAUUGCCUUUUAGAUGCUUGUCGACAAGCAGAUUCAACGAAAUUGAAAAAAUAUUUAUCACCAGAAGUGGUGAAUUUUAAGCACCCUUAUACUGGUGAUACGCCUUUGCAUUGUGCUGUCGCCUCGCCUUUUCCAAAAAGAAAGCAAAUUAUCGAAAUUUUAAUUAGAAAAAGUCCGACAUUGAAUGAGAAGAAUAAGGACUUUCUUACGCCACUUCACGUCGCUGCCGAUCAUUCGCAUUACGAUGCUAUGGAUAUUCUUUUAAGACACAACGCCAAAGUGAAUGCACUGGAUGGAUUGGGACAAACCUCCUUGCACAGAUGUGCAAGAGAGGAUAAUGUACAGGCAUGUAGAAUUCUUUUAUCGUACAAUGUAGAUCAAUCAAUAGUAUCUCUUCAAGGAUAUACUGCAGCUCAAGUAGCCACCGAGAACGUUUUGAAAAUUUUACAAGAUCCACCAAAUGGAACCGAAGACGUGGAGGCUCAACUUCUAGAGGCGAGUAAAUCGGGCGAUUUAACGGCAGUUGAGAGAAUUCUUCAAUCGAAUCCUCAUGCAGUGAAUUGCCGCGAUUUAGACGGACGACAUUCAACCCCAUUGCAUUUUGCGGCGGGUUACAAUCGUGUUCCGGUUGUGGAAUAUCUUCUAGCACAUGGCGCUGACGUUCACGCUAAGGAUAAAGGCGGUUUGGUGCCACUUCACAAUGCAUGUUCCUACGGUCACUAUGAAGUGACGGAACUUCUGGUGAAACAUGGAGCGUCUGUUAAUGUGGCGGACCUCUGGAAAUUCACACCUUUACAUGAAGCCGCAGCGAAGGGAAAGUGCGAAAUUGUACGUCUUCUGCUGAGGCACGGGGCGGACGCGACAAAAAAGAAUCGAGACGGUGCAACGCCUUUGGAUCUCGUGAGAGAGGGAGAUCAGGAUGUUGCAGACCUUCUUAGAGGAAAUAGCGCGUUAUUGGACGCAGCGAAGAAAGGAAAUCUCGCGAGAGUUCAAAGACUUGUUACUCCUGACAAUAUUAAUUGUAGAGACGCACAGGGACGAAAUAGUACGCCUCUACAUUUAGCAGCUGGGUACAAUAAUUUAGAUGUAGCGGAAUUUUUAUUAGAGCGAGGAGCUGAUGUGAAUGCACAAGACAAAGGUGGUUUGAUUCCUUUGCACAAUGCCUCGAGCUAUGGCCAUUUGGACAUAGCUGCAUUAUUAAUAAAAUAUAAUACGGUGGUAAAUGCAACUGAUAAAUGGGGCUUUACACCAUUGCAUGAGGCUGCACAAAAGGGUCGAACACAGUUGUGUGCUCUACUUCUCGCUCAUGGAGCUGAUACAUUUUUGAAAAAUCAAGAAGGACAAACGCCCGUUGAUUUGGCGAGUGCCGAUGAUGUUAGAUGUUUAUUGCAAGACGCAAUGGCAUCGCAACAGGUCGUACCAUCGAUGCCUUCGACGAAUGUCAAUAAUGUUGUUGGUACCAGUAGAUCUCCGAGUAUUGUAGCAGUUCCAGUUUCACCUCCACCAUCAUUAACGCAAGAGACUGUAAUAUUACCGUCCGGCGCAGCAAUAACAUUGUGCGUACCAAUUGCUCGCCCAUCAUCAUGCAUAAGUCCCAUGACGUCUUCGGAACAAAAUUCAGAUCGUGACGGAAAAGACGAUGAACGUAGUGCCAGUAAUGCGAUUACGAAUAUUUCGGGUUUUUUGCAAAGUCUCGGUUUAGAUCAUCUUCUCGAGCUGUUUGAACACGAGCAGAUAACACUCGACAUUCUCGCCGAAAUGGGUCACGAGGAUUUGAAGGAUGUUGGAGUCAAUGCUUAUGGUUAUCGACAUAAAUUGAUCAAGGGAAUGGAUAAAUUAUUGAGUUCAGCUGCCGGCUCGAUAUGGCCGCCUUCGGCUAAUCCAGGAACACUUUUGGUUGAUCUCUUGACGGACGACAAGGAAUUUUUGGCUGUUGAGGAGGAGAUGCAAAAUACUAUUCGCGAGCAUCGGGAUAAUGGUAUUUCGGGUGGUAUUUUCUCGAGAUACAAUAUUGUCAGAAUUCAAAAAGUGCAAAACCGAAAAUUGUGGGAGCGUUACGCACAUAGGCGACAGGAGGUGGCGGAGGAAGUUGGAGCCGCUGCACCUACUUCACCGAGUUCGUUGACGAGGAUCACGUCAAAUUUGUCGUUACCACAGGCGAAUGAAAGAAUGCUCUUUCACGGUAGUCCUUUUAUCAACGCAAUUGUUCAAAAAGGAUUCGACGAACGACACGCCUACAUCGGCGGAAUGUUCGGAGCUGGAAUUUAUUUCGCCGAGCAUAGCAGCAAAAGUAAUCAAUAUGUUUAUGGAAUUUGCGGCGGUACCGGUUGUCCUGCUCACAAGGAUCGAAGUUGCUACAUCUGUCACAGGCAUUUAUUACUCUGCCGUGUAACACUCGGCAAAUCAUUCCUGCAAUUUUCGGCAAUGAAAAUGGCGCACGCACCACCAGGACAUCACAGUGUAAUGGGCCGGCCAUCGCAAGGUGGCCUCGUGUUCCCCGAAUAUGUCGUCUAUAGAGGUGAGCAGGCAUAUCCUGAAUAUUUGAUAACCUAUCAAAUCGUUCGACCCGAGCAAGAAACUGGAGGAUCAGGCGAGGGAAGCGAGGAACGGUGAUCGCAAGAGACUGGCCCAGCGGCACAAUUGCGUCGUCUCUGCUGUUGUCAGAGAUCAAGGGCAUGCGAUUCAUUGUCCUAGAUCUCUUCUAUAAAUAAUAUACAUAAAUAUUUGAUCUCGAAGCUUUUUCAUCGCCUCCGCCUCAUUAAAGGAUGAACUUCUCCUUUUCGCUUGAGAUAUUGAACUGCAUUUCUGUGAUCCCCUCUAAUUAUUCGCGUCUUCGAACAGUUUUUUCGUUACCAAAAUUAACAAAAAAAAAAAAAAAAAGUUUCCUCCACGAGGAAGCAAAAAGCGAAAAAAGGAAUGACGCGAUCUUCUAAUUGUGUGAUUUAAAAAAAAAACGAAAAGAGAAUGUAAAAGAGAUGUAAAAAAUUCUGGAAAAAUUGAGGAUAUCAGUAAAAUUGAAAUUUUCAUUUUAUUGAUAAAUACAAUUUUUAUUUAAUACGU
This is a messenger RNA of Leptopilina heterotoma, 4155 nucleotides long. It is a transcript of the gene Tnks, whose product is annotated as poly [ADP-ribose] polymerase tankyrase. Lineage: Eukaryota; Metazoa; Arthropoda; Insecta; Hymenoptera; Figitidae. The record is from RefSeq and is a predicted model, not a curated record. The coding region runs from base 106 to 3708 and encodes 1200 amino acids. The transcript is spliced from 12 exons. Gene Ontology annotation, molecular function: protein binding; NAD+ poly-ADP-ribosyltransferase activity.